This is a messenger RNA of Poecilia latipinna (sailfin molly), 2540 nucleotides long. Its product is annotated as sodium- and chloride-dependent taurine transporter-like. Gene Ontology annotation, biological process: sodium ion transmembrane transport; taurine transmembrane transport; neurotransmitter transport. Lineage: Eukaryota; Metazoa; Chordata; Actinopteri; Cyprinodontiformes; Poeciliidae. Gene Ontology annotation, cellular component: plasma membrane; cell projection. The coding region runs from base 251 to 2131 and encodes 626 amino acids. Gene Ontology annotation, molecular function: gamma-aminobutyric acid:sodium:chloride symporter activity; taurine:sodium symporter activity. The transcript has 15 exons. The record is from RefSeq and is a predicted model, not a curated record.
UCCUGUUGCUCAGAGGAGGCAGGCCGGUGAUUUUCCACUGCUGCUGAUGUCUCUGGUCCCCCGGUUUUAAGAGACAAAGGUCAGAAAGAGAAGCUUAUAAAUAGGCUAAAAUAUAAGCUUCCGACGCGUCCACACUUCAGUCGCUCUCACGGACACGGGAGGACACGGACAAGACUAACCUGACAAGGGACCGAGCGCAAAGGACAUUAAAAGGACAAAAUAACAGAAAACAUCACAUCAUCGUAGCAGAAUGGCACAAAAAGAGAAACUUCAGUGUCUGAAGGAUUUCCAUAAGGACACGUUGAAGCCGUCUCCUGGUAAGAGCCCUGGCACUCGGCCUGAAGACGAGGCGGAGGGCAAACACCCCCAGAGGGAGAAGUGGGCCAGCAAGUUGGACUUUGUCCUGUCUGUGGCCGGCGGAUUUGUAGGUUUAGGGAACGUGUGGCGUUUCCCUUACCUCUGCUAUAAGAAUGGUGGAGGUGCGUUUCUCAUCCCCUACUUCAUUUUCCUGUUUGGCGGAGGUCUGCCAGUCUUCUUCCUGGAGGUUGCCCUGGGUCAGUUCACCUCUGAGGGCGGCAUCACCUGCUGGGAGAAGCUUUGUCCCAUUUUUACUGGUAUUGGCUACGCUUCCAUUGUGAUUGUAUCCCUCCUGAAUAUCUAUUACAUCGUCAUCCUCGCCUGGGGUCUGUACUACUUGUUCCAGUGUUUCCAGCCAGAGUUGCCCUGGGCCAAGUGCAAUCAGCCCUGGAAUACAGAUCAAUGCAUUGAGGACACCUACCGCAAGAACAAAACCAUCUGGGUUGCCGCCAACGCCUCCAACUUUACCUCCCCCGUCACAGAGUUUUGGGAACACAAUGUGCUGGGCAUCAGCAGCGGCAUCGAGGAGAUCGGCCCCGUUAAAUGGGACUUGGCCCUGUGUUUACUCCUUGUCUGGGUCAUCUGCUUCUUUUGUAUCUGGAAGGGCGUGAAAUCCACCGGAAAGGUGGUCUACAUCACGGCCACGUUCCCGUUCGUCAUGCUCAUCGUCCUGUUGAUCCGCGGUGUAACUCUGCCUGGUGCUUCUGAAGGCAUCAAGUUCUACCUGUAUCCUGACCUCGAACGCCUCAAGGACCCAGAGGUGUGGAUUGAUGCCGGCACUCAGAUCUUCUUCUCCUAUGCCAUCUGUCUGGGCGCCAUGACGUCCUUGGGGAGCUACAACAAGUACAAAUACAACUGCUACAGGGACUGUUUGCUGCUGGGAGCCCUCAACAGUGGUACCAGUUUUGUGUCUGGCUUCGCAAUAUUUUCCGUCCUGGGCUUCAUGGCACAAGAGCAAGGGGUGGACAUUGCUGAGGUGGCAGAGUCAGGUCCAGGCCUGGCAUUCAUUGCCUACCCCAAGGCUGUUACCAUGAUGCCUUUUCCUACACUCUGGGCAAUCCUCUUCUUCAUUAUGCUGCUGCUGCUUGGCCUCGACAGUCAGUUUGUGGAGGUGGAAGGGCAGAUCACAUCACUGGUGGAUCUGUAUCCGUCCUUCCUAAGGAAGGGUUACUGCAGAGAGGUCUUCAUCGCCAUCAUCUGCUGCAUCAGCUACCUGUUUGGACUUACCAUGGUGACCAAGGGUGGCAUGUAUGUUUUCCAGCUGUUUGACUACUAUGCAGCGAGCGGUGUGUGCCUUCUGUGGGUGGCAUUCUUUGAAUGUAUAGCUGUUGCCUGGGUUUAUGGCGCUGAUAAUUUUUAUGAUGCAAUUGAGGACAUGAUUGGCUACAGACCAAAUCCUUGGAUGAAAUGGAGCUGGACUGUUGUCACUCCUUUACUGUGCAUGGGCUGCUUUAUCUUCUCUUUGGUCAAAUACAAGCCAUUGAUGUACAACAAGCUGUACCAGUAUCCUGACUGGGCCAUUGGAAUAGGCUGGACUCUGGCCUUGACCUCCAUGAUCUGCAUCCCCAUGGUGGUCGUCAUCAAGAUCAUUCGGUCUGACGGGCCCCUCAUCGAGAGGAUCAAGGCCGUGGCGGCCCCGGUGCGUGGAGGGGCCAGCUCCCGCCCCGCGGACCACCGUGUCCCCAACGAGCUCACCUGCCCACUGGACCCCAAUGGAAACAAGGGGCUAAUGAUGAAGGCCCCCACCCACACCAUCGUAGAAACCAUGAUGUAAAGGGGUGAGGAGGAGGCUCUCCAUGAGAACGCCCUCUUCUCCUCUCCUGUCCUCUGAAACGCUUCUAAAGCUAGCUAGCUAUCUGUCUGUCUGUCUGUGUCUUUCUGGUGGACUGAUGAGGGUUUUAAGGAAAAAAAGACAAGAACCUCACAUUUGAAAUCUUUUAGGAAUGCUUCAAAAUCUGUUUGCAGUUGAGGAAAAUGAUUAUUACAAUUCCAAACUGUUAAGUGCAUUGUUUUCCUUUAUAGUUCCCAUGUGAGGUACAUUAGCAGCGACCACUGAUCAUAAGCUGGUCGCUUGUUUCUUCACUGAUGUCCACAGAUAAUCAGAGUUUGUUCCCAAAAAAGAACAAAGUUAUGUCUUAGAUUUAUGGAAAGGAAACACAUUCAAGUCACUGCUGAUGCUAAAA